Bufo gargarizans (Asiatic toad) is the source of this 5800-nucleotide messenger RNA. Its product is annotated as interferon-induced very large GTPase 1-like. Gene Ontology annotation, molecular function: GTP binding. Bases 1 to 5508 code for a protein of 1835 amino acids. The record is from RefSeq and is a predicted model, not a curated record. The transcript is spliced from 4 exons. Lineage: Eukaryota; Metazoa; Chordata; Amphibia; Anura; Bufonidae.
AUGGUUCAGUCACUCCCGUUCUCCCAGUUCCUCAGAGUAAAACGUAUUGUGUCUGACGAACAGGUGUCUAACGCGACCCUUGAGUCCAUGGCCAAUAGAUUUCGUAACCGGGGAUACCUGAAACGACUAUUGGAUGAGCACAUGGACAGGGUUCGCGGUUUAGAUCGGGGUGAACUACUGUCACAGCGGAAAACGGUUCAGAAAACUGACAGGAUUCCAUUUGUGUCAGUUUAUAGUGAACUUAGCCCCCAGAUCAACAAGGUACUUGGGAAACAUUGGGACCUCCUGGGCUCUUGUUUUAAGGAGAUUCCGGAGUUCCAAUGUCCACCAGUGUUCUCCUAUCGGGGCUCAAGGAAUCUACGAGACCAGUUGGUUAGAGCCGACAUAGGCUCAAAGGGGUCUUCUAGACAAACUGAUUUGACACAGCCCGGUUUGGGAUGUUUUCCCUGCCUGGUGUGCGUUAACUGCAGAUAUAUCCGAAAAGGGAAAACAUUUGUGCACCCCAGCACAGGCGAGUCUCACAACAUCUUGUUUCAUCUCACAUGUAACUCAAGUUAUGUUAUUUAUGUGUUAUCAUGCCCGUGUAACCUGCUUUACGUGGGUGAAACGACGGCCGACCUUAAAACCCGGUUGAACAACCAUCGUCUGAGUAUCCGGAAAAAGCGUUUGGAUCUACCGGUAUCCAAGCAUUUCUCUGAGGCUAGACAUAAGGAGAAGGAGAAAAAUGUCCCUGAGCAAGAGGUGCAGAAAAGUCACAUUGAGGAUCCAAAUAAAGGAAAUGCUGACAAAGAUGAUGUGACCACUUCUAAUCAUGAAGAAAUACAUUUACCAGAAGAAAAUGUCAAGAAAAAAUCCACUGAAAAAGACAAAAAAACCUGCUUCCAGGAUCUUCUCAAAAAGAUUGAAUUUCAGAGUUACCAGACAUCCAAGCUUACACUAAAUGAUGUUCUUGAUAUUGGUGCUGAAUGCUUGAGACCAGGAGUUUCUCCUAAGGAAAAUGUGGCUUGGUAUUUUAUAAGAAAAUUGAUGUCAUUGCAUGAGGAGGCAAGGAAUAUCUGUACGAUAGGUACCAAAGAAGAAAUGAGCAGGGAUCACAUGUUAAUGCUGGAUAUGGACAGUGACCUGUCAGAUGGUAUCCACCCAUUAGACUUGCAAUGUGUUAUCUUGCAUUGCUCAAAUCAUUUCCUUCAGCAAGAGAUGAUAUCAAAAAUGUCCAUGUGUCAGUUUUCUGUCCCUCUGCUAUUGCCAGCCAAUGAUGGUCCAGACUACACCUUUAUGUUGUGGGCAAUGAGGGGAAUUGUGAAGAAAUGGAGACCCCAACACCUGGCACAUAGCAAAGGAUUUCAGGAGGAAAACUUGGUGAAAAUUUCCAUGCCAACGUUUUCAUUUGUGAGAUUAGGAAAGUGCAGACUUUCUAAGUCAAAAAUCCUAAACCAGAUUUUAAGUUCAACACAACAUUGUCAAGACAUCUUUGUCCAUCGAGACAUGGAAGGUGGAAAUGUGGAAAGGACUAUAUCAUUGGGGCUAGUGGAGAUAUCCUGGUAUUUUCCUGCUGGUAAAGGCAUCUUUACCAAGCCUGUUGCUUUUACAAACCUUCGUGGGGAGUUGGAGAGCAACUUGAAGCCAUUCAACUUCCUAGCAAAUAUAUCUUCAGUUGUUGUCAUCUUUGUUGAAACUAUCAGUAAGACUCAAUGUGAGUUAUUAAUGAAAUAUAAACCCUCCACAUAUCUCUUCAUUAUUACUCCUGAAGAGCAAGUGAGCAGAAAAGAAAGUGAAAAGAUGAUAGAAUCUGUGAUGUCCAUGACUGACCUAAAGAAGGACAAUGUCUUAGUGAUCUCAAAAUCCACAAAUGAAGCAACAGCUGUUAAAAUGAUUCGCUCAGCUCUGCUGAAGUUGGAGAAGGAAAAUGCUAAUUACCUCAGUGUAGAAGACAUGGCUCAUAUAGCAGUAAUGCAAAAGAUCUAUGUGGAUGAAAAUACAGUGGAAUGUCAAGCUGCGGAAAAACACGCCAGAGCCAUAACUGAGGAGAUCUGCGAUGUUGUCAAGUAUAAAGGAAAAACAAUGAAACUGCAAAUGCAACUUCUGAAAGACCUGUCAAUCCUAGAAAAGGAACUUUGUCAGAUGAAAAAACAACAAAAUAGAAAUGGGGAAAACUACAAAUCUGAGCUGAGAAGAAAAUGUAAUGAGAUAAGGAGAAAACAGUGGGAAUGCGAUAUGCCAAAAGGAAUUAGCAGUUUUAUAGAAGGGAUCAAAACAAAAAAUAGAUUAGAAAAGUUUUAUUUUUUAAGUUGGUUAAAAUAUUAUUUGGACUUGGCAGCAAGGGAAAUGCUCACAUCUUUACAAGAGAAAUACAAAGAGAAAUAUUCUCAGGCCAGUGACUCCAAAGAGCUGAUGGAGAUCGAUCAAAAGAUAUCCGACAGUUCAUUGGGAAUAGAGCAUUUCCUGAGAGAGGUAUCUCAGUUUUAUGAGGUAUGGCAUGUCAUGGGGGGAAAAAACAAUGAACCUAUAGAAUAUAACCAUCUCCCUGAAAUAGCAUGUGAUCUUCUGCUUGAUGGCUACCCACUGGAAUUGAUUGAUGGAGAUGCAUCCAGGAUUCCUGUGCGGUGGGUAACAGAUGUUCUCAAUAAAGUGCACUCCAAGACAGGCGGCAGAAGCAAGAUAAAGGUAAUAACCGUGCUGGGAGUUCAAAGUACGGGGAAGUCCACUCUUCUGAACACCAUGUUUGGUCUACAGUUUCCAGUGGCCAGUGGACGAUGCACACGAGGAGCUUUCAUGACUCUUAUUAAAGUGAAGGAGAAUUUCCAGGGGGAACUCGGAUGUGAAUUUCUUCUAGUAAUUGACACUGAAGGGUUAAAAGCUCCCGAAUUGGAUUCUCUGGAGGGCAGUUAUGAACAUGACAAUGAGUUGGCCACUCUAGUGGUUGGGUUAAGUGACAUCACUGUAAUCAAUAUUGCCAUGGAAAAUAUAACAGAAAUGAAAGAUAUUUUACAGAUUGUGGUCCAUGCAUUUCUCAGAAUGAAAGAAAUUGGGAAGAAGCCCAAUUGCCAGUUUGUUCAUCAAAAUGUGAGUGACGUGUCUGCUCCUGUAAUGAACAUGAGAGACAGAAACAAACUGCUGGAACAACUAAAUGAAAUGACCAAAACUGUGGCAACCAUAGAGAAGAAGCCUCAGUAUAAGGUGUUUUCUGAUGUUAUGGAAUAUGAUUCCGAGGAACACCAUUGGUACAUCCCUAGUCUUUGGCAGGGUAUACCGCCAAUGGCUCCUGUCAGCGCUGGCUACAGCGAACAUAUUACUGAAUUGAAGCAAAAUUUACUAAAAUUGAUUAAACAAAACCAAAAAAGGGCACAUAACCUAAAGCAAUUUGCUAAGUGGAUGGGAGACUUAUGGAAUGCAGUCAAACAUGAGAACUUUAUAUUCAGCUUCAGAAAUAGCUUGGUAGCCAGUGCUUACAACAAACUGUCUAUGAAAUAUUCUGAAUUAGAGUGGAAAUUCAGCAAAUUGAUCCAUGAAUGGUUCACUGAUACUGAAACCAUUAUCAAGAACCAAUCUGAAGAAACUUUGGAAGAAAAAGGUAACGAAUGUUGUAUAAGGCUACAAAAUAUCAUUGCAACAGAGCAGCAAAAAAUGAUAACAUGGCUGGAGGAUUAUUUCAAACAAGAGAAAGAUUGUGUUCACUUAAUAAAAUACAAAGAAGACUUUAUAAUCAGUGUAAAGAUGCUUGGAGAAAACCUUGGAAGGUCCUCUCAUGACAAGUACAACAUAGCGAUUCAAAUUCAAAAACAGCAACAUAAGAUAAAAAGAGCAUGCAAGCAGUAUAUUAAGGAGAUUGAACACAAAGUUUCCAGCCUUAUGGAAGAAUGCAGGAAGAAACAACAUAAACUGGACAAUGCUAUGUUAGAAGUGGAGUUUGAGACCAUGUGGCAAGAAACGGUCAAAGAGUUAGGGGUGAAAUCGCUCAUAAAACGUAAUAUUGAGAAAGACAUGCUGCUUCAGCUCACAAAGACCAUGAGAGACAAGGGAUCAGCAGUUAAUGAAAAACUAAAUCAAAUACAGCACUUGCCAAGACCUAAGACAGAGAAUACUGACAGAAAAAGAGCAGGAAUUUUGACAUUAUUCAAAUGUGCAUAUACAUGGUGGAAAGGAAAUACACCAAAUUCACACAAGUAUGAGUAUACCUCUCAAUAUAUACAUGACAAAUGCUGUAAAUAUUCUGAAGAGCAAGCCCAGAAACAUGCUGAUUAUGAUGACACCUACUGUAAACAACUGCUGAACAUGAUUGAUGACAUUCUAAUUAAGGAAGGGAAUAUCCCAGCUGAACUUGAGCUAGAAAUAAAAUUGAAAAUUUUAGGACAUGCUGCUGCUGAUUUCCAGGUGAUGCAUAAUAAUUUUAUCAGAAAGAAUGACCCUCAUUCACAGCUGGAAACAUUGAAAUCUGAAUACUUUAGCACAUUUAUGAAUGUAUUUAAAGAGAAGAAUGAAAAUCAGGAUCUCGCCAAACGCAUAUGUGAUACAUGUCUAAAGCCAGCAAUAAUUGACCACAUCAUUCGAAAUCUAGGCAUUGAACUCGUAGACGACAUCAUGAGGUCUGAAGGAUCUGAAACCUACACCUCCCGAACAUUGUUCCAGUACACUGUUCUCUUAAAUCUUCUGGAAGAAAAUGUUUUUGGAAAAUAUGUACAAUACUCAAAAAACUAUGAAGAAUUUGUGAAAAAAUGGAUAUUGAAAUACAUUAAAACGAAAUAUAAAAACUUCAGCGCAAUAGGAAUUAAGAUCUUGUCAGCAAUCACAGAAAAGAUCAGAUAUUUCUUCAACAAUCCUAACAUGUGGAAUAAUUCAAAGAAUGUGGAAGAGUUCCUUACUUCCUUCAAAAAGAAAUUAACCAGUGAUCUGGUAUUACCACAGGAAAAGAUGAUGGCAAUCAUUUUCAAAAACUCAGCAAAUAUAAAAGAAUUUAUUAGAAAUCUGAACAAUUUCUUGACUGACACAAUAGAAGAUAUCAAAUCAGAAAUUGAAUCUCUGAGUGUGGAUGUCAUUCUUUCCAGAGUAACAGUGAAACCUCAAGACGAACUAUUCAAGAAGGUGUUUGGAUGUGGAAAGCAGUGUCCAUUCUGCAAGGUCCCUUGUGAAGCUGGAGGUGACGACCACAAAGACCAUUUUGCCUCUGUCCAUCGACCUAAAGGAUUAGGAACGUACAGAUGGAUAGACACAUCUAUGCUUAGCCAUGACAUUUGCACUACUGGUGUCAGUGGAAAUGGAACAUUUCAGAAUAGUGAUACAAAUGAAAUACCUCAUCCCUAUAAGCAAUAUAAAGAAGUGUAUCCUGACUGGAAUAUUCAGCCUGAUCCCAGCAUUGAAGCCUCUGAUUACUGGAAAUUUGUUCUUAAAGAGUUCAAUGAGCAAUUUGCAAGAGAGUAUGAUGCCAAACCUGCCGAUUAUCCGAAGGAAUGGAACAGUCUGACCAAGAAUAUGGCAAUGGAAAGUCUCAAGAAAACCUUCAAUAUGCAGUAAUGAAUGAACAGGAACAUGUGAAAAGUGCUGAAUCCACUUCUGUGAAGGUUAUGUCUUGCAUUUAAUAAGGCUCCGACCUCAUGCUGGCUUUGUAUAGCAUGUAACAGGUCAGAAGUGCCCUUAACAAAAUGUUUCACUAUAACAAUAAGUUCAGAUAUGUAACCACACAGCUUUAUCCUGUAUCAGCUACACACAUCCACAUCUUAAAUACUACAUGGAGUAUUAUGGAAAAGAAAAAGGUUUUAUGUUAAGAUAUACUGUAGCAAAUAAAGUGUAGUAAAAUAGAAAUAGU